Molecule: messenger RNA, 1710 nt
Organism: Pestalotiopsis fici W106-1
Lineage: Eukaryota; Fungi; Ascomycota; Sordariomycetes; Amphisphaeriales; Sporocadaceae
Exons: 1
Coding region: 1-1710 (569 amino acids)
Cellular component (GO): cytoplasm; nucleus
Molecular function (GO): protein binding
Source: RefSeq, a predicted model, not a curated record
AUGGUGGGCAUAUUGAAAUUACCCAACAGAGGGCCUUACGAUCCAAUGUACGAUGACCUAGAAGAACCAGAGGAUGGAAUGGUUCACAGCCAAAUGCCGCCUGACGAAAAGUUUUACGAGGACCCCGACUUCUACGAUACCUUGGGGCGCUCACUAGUCGAGCAGAGAAAGGUUUUUACUGUUGAAAGGUCGGCAGAAGAGCAGAUAGACAUGGUUCACGCUAUUCUCGAACAAUGUCCAACCGGUCCCAGCGGUGUCAGUCGCGCAUGGAACGUUUGUCUGGAAGCAGCAAUCAAGAAUGCCGCAACGGUCAUGGAAUAUCUGGUCAAAAACCAGAACCUGCACGUCAGGAAUGCCCCCGAGCAGGCCUUGGAUCUCAAGGUCGAAGUCCACAUAGCGGCAUCAAUGGGAAACCUGGACGUGCUAAAGAUCUUGAUUGAGCGCGCUGGGGCUGACAUUAAUGUCAUUAACAACCUCAGAACACCGCUAUCUAUUGCUGCCUUGAAUGGAGAGAUUGACACGGUCAAGUGGCUCAUUGAGCACGGUGCCGACUGUACGGAAGACUCAGAGACACUGAUUCUUUCUUCACAUGGCGGCAAGGUCGAAAUUUUGAAUCUUCUGCUCGAUCAUGUGACGGAGAAAGAAUCCGAUAAACCCAAGACGGCAUGGUUCGAUAGACAAAUGUUGGGCAAUGCAGCAUCAUCUGGCUCAGAGGAGAUGAUGAGAUUUGUCAUGGAACUUGGAGGCUACGGGACCGCAACUGAGAACAGUGAAGAACAGCGCGAAGCUGCUCUAGAAGCUAUCCCGCGCGCGUUCAAGAAUGACAGGACGAAUCAGGCCUGUGUCGAUUUGGCCAUCAGGAGCGCAAUCCCAAAGAAUGGGGCCGGCGAUUUCAUCCGCAGUGACAAUGCUCUAGUCUUUGAUUGCUUGAAGUCAGCCGUUUCCAAUUGUUGUAUCAUAGCCAAGCCUGAGGACAUGCGCCACAUGCUUGAGUUGGUGCUGCAAUGCACAAAAGUAACCAAGGAUUCGGCACCAUUCAGUCAACUACUCGUUAAGGCCAUCCGUGGGUGCUACCAUCCCAAGUCUCAAGCCUGCGCAAAAGAGCUGUUGGACCAUUGGGGGGCUUCGGCCAACACAAAUGAUCCCAAUGAGGAUAAUUGUCUCCCGCUCGCUCCGGCUGCCAUCUCAUUUGGGGAAUUGGAUUAUGUCAGAUUCUGGCUUGAUCAUGGUGCUGAUAUCCAUCGAGCGACCGGCCCGUUUUCCAACGGCCCGACCGCGCUGUCAUGGGCAGUGAGGCUGGGCAAUGUGGAGGCAGUCCUCUUGCUUCUGGACCGCGGCGGUCCGAUAGAUUACAUUGCUGGUGGGCUAGAGAGACAGAAGAGGCUUUGUGUUCGGUGUACGGGAGAAUUGGGUGUAGUCUCUCUUUUGGCGGCGGAAUCUGUCAAGAGCAAAGAGGACGACUGGGAUGGAGAGGAUGGAGCUGACGAUGGGAGUGUUGCGGAUGGAGUCAAGAGCAUUGAUAGUGGGACAAAUGAGGAUGAUGAUGAAGAUGACGAGACAGACUACGCGCCUGGGGCAGACGAGGUGGUGAUUGAGUUGGCACAAGUCACGCAGGCUUGGUUGGAAAAGAUUCAACUGCGGCGUCCCGUGGCGGAUUUAGCACAAGAUGGAACCGGUCGACCGGUCAAAGAAACAAGCAAUAGUGAAUAG